CUCUUCUAUCUUAGGGUACACUAUAACUUGAAGCCUCAAGUGUUAAACAGAAUGGCCAUGAACAAGAAAACAGAAAAACCCAAGAAUCCAUCUGCAUCGGGCGAUCAGAGCAAUUCCGAGAAACAGCCCGAAAAUACCGAUAUAUUUGGUUCGAACAUGUCAGAGCUGUUGAAGAGCCCAAAGAGACGGUCCAAAAACCUCAAGAUAGUUUUACCUAUGAUUCUUAUCUCAGUGGCUUUCCUCCUCUGCUUCAUGCCUACCGUUAUCGUCGGUUUUGACAUCACCAUCAAUCCUGGAACUGAGAACGGACAACCAAGACUGAAGAUGAUCGAAUACUUUAUCAUUCACCUUUUAUUAUUGGGUAACAGUGCAAUGAAUCCGCUCAUUUUCACCAUGUGCAGCACUAAGUUCCGAGCCAGUGGUAUCCUGGUCGUCAAGCUGCUGUUUGACCAGCUGGUGUUGAUACUGUUCUACGCGGUUUACGUCAUCUACUACGCUGUUGUUACCUUCUUCAAGGCCAUCUGGAACUACUUAACAGAUCUGGCCACUUCUCUGGGUUCCUGCAAUGCCCGGUGUAUUAAGUCAGUUGGAAAGUACGAUUCUCUGAACGAUGUAGUGAUUAAAGUUACCCUGACAAACAGUAACGAGAUGAAUGGAGGAGAAAAAGUUAGAGGAGGAGAAAAAGUUAGAGGAGGAGAGAAAGUUAGAGGGAAGAACAAUAAUAAGGAGGAGGAUUGUUGUGAAGGCGACUUGUGGGGAGUCAACCCAGGUUGUCAUGGCGAUCGUCAGGGUUGCCAUGGUGACCGCCAGGGUUGUCAUGGUGACCGCCAGGGUUGUCAUGGUGACCGUCAGGGUUGUCAUGGUGACCGUCAGGGUUGUCAUGGUGACCGCCAGGGUUGUCAUGGUGACCGCCAGGGUUGUCAUAGUGACCGCCAUGGCCAGGGUGGUUGUAGUGGAAAGCUACAUGGUCCUAGACAAACUCAUAUGCGGUCUCCUAGUGACACUGAUAAUUAUAAAGAAAGUCAGAAUAAAAAUAUAAUUACUCCCGAUAACAGGACUUCAGAAACUAUGUUAUAACUAAUCAUCAUUACAAUUGUAAUAUAAUGAUAAUAAUUUGAUUUGCUUUUUAUUGCCAGAUGUUUAUUGGCAUGUUU
Messenger RNA from Bolinopsis microptera, 1154 nucleotides. RefSeq lists its product as uncharacterized. NCBI's taxonomy places the organism in Eukaryota, Metazoa, Ctenophora, Tentaculata, Lobata, Bolinopsidae. The record is from RefSeq and is a predicted model, not a curated record. Bases 52 to 1077 code for a protein of 341 amino acids. Gene Ontology annotation, cellular component: membrane. The transcript has 5 exons.